CAGAGACACUUCUGCCCCUAACUAAGAUGGCCGCCCCCCCCCUCAGCGGCCGCGUCCCUCGUUGACGCCACAUCCCGGGCCCGUUGCUGUAGUUACCGGUCGAGAGGGCAGCUGAAGAAGGGCAGCAGGGGAGCAAAAUGAUGAGCGACGGUCUCCCGGGAGACAAGCGAAAGCUGCAGACCAGCCGUUACUCGGAGGAGUUCGUGCCGAAGAACGGGAAGAUCCUGAAGAACUCGGCGGACCAGAUGGACUGCGGGGCGGAGAACUUGGCGAGGAAGGAGUUCACCUUCAGCGUGUGCGGGGACCCGGACAACAUCCAGCACGCCUUCACCGGCGACCCUGACGACGCCCUGAUCACCGCCCUCAAUUCCUCCUGCGACUUCGAGGAGAAGGUGAGGGUGGACAGCACCAUCCUGGUGUACGGGGAGGGUGGGCUGAAGGGCCUGGUGAACGUGGACAUCCUGUGCCGCUACCUGCCGCCGCACACGCACUUUCGCCUGCUCUUCCUGCGCUGCCCGGGCCCGGGGCGGGAGGGGGCGGGCGGCGAGUUGCGGCGACCCCCGGCGACCAGCCACGACUGCCGCCACGUCCUGUUCUACGUGGAGCCCAGCGGCCGCACGAUGGUGAACACCGCCCAGCGCAUCGUGCUGUCUGACCGCAUCGCCCAGGGCCAGACCAAGCUGUGCGUCCUGGGCUUCGAGGGCCAGACUGUCCGCCAGGCGCUGACCGCCGACGGCCGCUUCGACCCCCGCGUCCACGACGACACCCACAAGCUGCUGGAGAAGGUGGAGCCGCCGCGCAAGAUCCAGUUCAACCACGCCGUGGACGGGCUGAACGGCCGCAGCUUCCAGGUGGAGAUGAGCAGCUACAAGAAGAAGGUGGCGGGAGACGACGGGAGCGGCGGCAAGAACUGGAAGCCGAGAGCCAGCAAGGUUGCCGAGGCGUUGCCGCCGUCGGACAGCGGCCGCUACCCCUUGCCCCGGUGGCAUGUGGAGGCCCGCAAAGCCGCGCUGCUCAGGUUCAAGCUGGCCGUGUCGAGGAACGCCGAGCUGGGCAACAUGUCAGAGAGGCAGUACUUGAACCGGCUCCACCAAGAGGCCCAGUCGCCCAUCCCAGCCAGAGCCAUCCGCCGUAUAAUCGAACGUCUGGCGAGCGUGGGCUGUCUCAGCUGGCAAACACCCAGUGCACAGGGGGGCGGCAGCUGCUUCUUCCUCAGGGACAGAUACCUCCUCACCUCCUACCAUGCCGUGGAGAUGAUGGUGGGGAACACCACCCCGCCCGACAGCUGGCCCGCAGCCGUCCGCGACGCCGGCCUGGUCUUCUUCGGCUACGAGGAGGACGGGCAGAAGGGCCGGCCGCUCAAGCUGGCCGCCUGGCUGGAGAUCUUCGACCAGGCCCUGGACUAUGCCGUGCUGGAGUUGGAGGAGAGCCCGCCCGGUGUGCAGGGUCUGGCAGAACACUGCACCCUUCUGCCGCCGGACGCUGGCAACCUCUACAUCGCCGGACACCCCGAUGGGCAGGUGAAGAAAGUGUGUCCUUGCUCGCUCAUGACUUGCGACCAGCAGCGGGCAGCUGGAGACUCCGCCAACCUGCUGGAAAACCUGCGGACCGCCAUCGCCGGGGGAGACGCCGAGAAUUACCUGCCUGACAUUGUCAUGGUGGCCAGCCACGCCUUCAACAGAGCCAGGUUCCCCAAUACAAUCCUCUACAAGGCUGACUUCCACCACGCCGCCUCGGGCUCUCCCAUCUUCAACGCCGACGGCCUCGUCGUUGGCCUGCACUGCGGGGGGGAGAUCCACAAGAAGAACAAGGACCCCGAGAGGUUCUGCGUGGAACUUGGGCGCUCCAUCAAGCUCAUCGUCCACAACAUGGCUUGCAAAAGCGACACGCUGGCAACGGAAAAAUCAAAGCAGUUCAUCAAGGAUUUGCAGAGUUCUUUCAAAUGAAAUGUGUCUGCCCAGAGAGAACUGACAUGCCGUGACCAGGCUGGAUGCUGGAUGUGGACUUCCUCAUGUGUGUGGGAAAAGGUGCAUCUGAGUAUCGUUUCAAAGGUUUCCACCUGAAAAAUGAACCCAUCCUUUUCAGAACAGACCCUGCCUAUGUUUAUUGGAAUAGCGAUGAUUCCAAUACAAUUUAAUUUGCAUGUGCUUUACAUAUUGGGGCCAAUGAGGAAAAUUGUAUACAGAACGUUUGCCCGAUGUAAUAACAUACAUUUACCAGGGUGCUAAAUACUUGAAUUACGGAGUUAUGAGUUUGGGAAAUGCAGAGAACACAUUUUCUUUAUUCUAGCAUUAGGUGACAUUUGCUGUUCUGAAAGUUAAUAUGGUUAAAAAGGUAUUUUGGUAUUUUUGGACAGCAUCUCUGGAGAAACUGAUUAGGUGCCCUUCUUUGCAUUUAUUUCUUCUCUCCAGACCCGCUGAGUUUCCGCAGCUUUUUAUGUCUAUUGUCAUUCCCAUCAUUCCAACGUUCCCCUCCAUCUUAAUCUCCAAAGGUUGUGUGUUUUUUUGCAAAUUGCCGGUCCCAGAGCAGCUUAAAAAACCACAAUAACAAACAACUUGCUAAUAAUUCAUCGAGUUUAGAAAUCAGGUCAGAUUGGGCAGGUUUACUGGCUCCAGCCAGAUUGGGCAGCUAUUCUCGUCUCUUGUCAAAAUGUUUACAAGAUCUCGUUUCUUCUAAAAGAAUGCCUUCAUUUAAGGUUUUUGUUGUAUGUUUUUGCAUUUUUAUGUCAUUUACAAUGAAGCUAAGGCAUAAAAAAAAAUUAAAUGCAAAGUUAGCCUUCUGUCACUGACCACAUGAUUUAGUUUUCCCCUUGUAUAAUCUAGGAUAAUGUCCAGGAAAGUUGUUUAAAAGGACAGUGGUCUUUGUUUUAUA
Leucoraja erinaceus (little skate) is the source of this 2871-nucleotide messenger RNA. RefSeq names its product serine protease FAM111B-like. The transcript is spliced from 2 exons. NCBI's taxonomy places the organism in Eukaryota, Metazoa, Chordata, Chondrichthyes, Rajiformes, Rajidae. The record is from RefSeq and is a predicted model, not a curated record. The coding region runs from base 138 to 1946 and encodes 602 amino acids.